Syngnathoides biaculeatus (alligator pipefish) is the source of this 1287-nucleotide messenger RNA. RefSeq names its product pleckstrin 2 (gene plek2). Lineage: Eukaryota; Metazoa; Chordata; Actinopteri; Syngnathiformes; Syngnathidae. The transcript has 11 exons. Gene Ontology annotation, biological process: actin cytoskeleton organization; intracellular signal transduction. The coding region runs from base 33 to 1256 and encodes 407 amino acids. Gene Ontology annotation, cellular component: plasma membrane. The record is from RefSeq and is a predicted model, not a curated record.
GGCAAAUCCCUCUCGCCUCAACAGCCAAUCAAAUGGACUCUUCCGCAACUGCGUUUUCAAUCUGCACACUAAAGGACGUGUCAAUUCGGCGUGCAUCUUGGCUUGACAAGACAAAUCCGCUCAGCAGAGCGAAGCAAGCAGGGACACGCACGGGCGCAAUGGAUCCACAGCAACAAGUUCCGAUCCUGCGAGAGGGCUUCCUGGUCAAAAGGGGUCAUCUGGUUCACAACUGGAAGGCGCGCUGGUUCGUGCUGACGCCCGACAAGCUCGUCUACUACAAGUACGAAAGCGGCAAAAGAGACUCGUGCCAGCGGGGGAAAAUCAUGCUCAAGGGCUGCGUCAUUACUUGCCCCUUCCUGGAGUACGAAAAUCGACCCCUGGUCUUCCGCCUUCAGACCAAGACCUGCGCGGAUCACUUCCUGGAGGCGUGUUCCCGGGAGGAACGAGACGAGUGGGCCGGCGACAUCGCGGCGGCGGCGGAGCGACUGGGCGACGGCGCCGGAGCGGGCGCUGACGGGGACGGGUCGCCGGGGGUCAGCCCGUCCACCUCCCUCGGCUCACAACCGCACAACAUCAACCUGAGCAAAGUGCUGGAGGCCAUGUACGACGUUCACAGCGGCAUCAGCAUGAGCAACCACGUGGAGCAAGGACGCAUGUACAGCAACUGCUUCUCAGGCUCCGCCGUGGUGGACUGGCUGGUGUUCACGCAGCUGGCUCUGACCCGAGCCGAGGCCGCGACGCUGGCGUCGGCCCUGCUGGAAGAGGGCUUCCUCCGCACCGUGGGCCUGCGGAGCGCCGAGGCGCUGCGCACCGCCGGCCUCGGCGAGCUCUUCGUGGACGACUCCACCGCGCUUUACGGCUUUUCGGACGGCCUGAAGAAGCGCGGCUGCGUGAAGGCCGAGACCACGCUGUCCGCGGUGGAGCUGAGCGGCCACGUGAUCAAAAGAGGCUACCUGCUCAAACAAGGCCACAGGAGGAAGAACUGGAAGAUCCGACUCUUCGUGCUGCGGUCUGAGCCCUCCUUCCUCCACUACUACGACCCCGCCAAGGAUGACAUCAUUCCCGUCGGAGGAUUCCCGCUGCGAGGCUCGCUGGUGUCCUCGCUGGACGAUAACGGCGUUCCCUCCGGCGUGAAGGGCAACAUCCAAGGGAACCUGUUCAAGAUCAUCACCCAGUCGGACACGCACUACUUCAUCCAGGCGCCCAGCCACCGCGAGAAGAUGGACUGGAUCGACGCUAUCCGGGAGCACACGUAGCGCCGCAUGUCACUCGUAGGCAUGUAGCCGU